Pelmatolapia mariae (spotted tilapia) is the source of this 4811-nucleotide messenger RNA. RefSeq names its product RIC8 guanine nucleotide exchange factor A (gene ric8a). The transcript has 15 exons. The record is from RefSeq and is a predicted model, not a curated record. Lineage: Eukaryota; Metazoa; Chordata; Actinopteri; Cichliformes; Cichlidae. Gene Ontology annotation, biological process: G protein-coupled receptor signaling pathway. Gene Ontology annotation, molecular function: G-protein alpha-subunit binding; guanyl-nucleotide exchange factor activity. Gene Ontology annotation, cellular component: cytoplasm; plasma membrane. Bases 143 to 1930 code for a protein of 595 amino acids.
UCGCUUCUCAUCAGAUCGUCGGGAUUCAGACGUCAUGCUUUCAUCCGUCAGAGGUAACGGAGCAUAACGUGAAUCCGCAGUCCGGGGAACAAACAUACAGACAUCCUCAUCAUCCUCAUCAGCAGCAGCAGCUAGCUCAGUGAUGAUGAACAUGGAUUUAAGUGCCGUUAUAGAGGAGAUGGAGACGGGCGACCAAGACUCGGCUCUGACGGCUUUACAGAGCUACAACAAGCAGAUGAACCAGUGCUUUACAUUCAACAGGGAUGAGCAGAAGGACAGAGAGGAAGGAAAGUUACAAAAGCAUCUGGGGGAGUUAGUGCUUGGUUUCCUGGACCGGGAGUUGCAGCCUUCCUGUCUGCUGGCCUGUCUGGAAACGGUUCGAAUCCUGUCCAGAGAUAAAAAUUGCCUGGAUCCAUUCACCAACCAAUUCGCCAUGUCCACUCUUGCCCGCUAUGCUAGCAUUGCUGUGGACAGUGCUACCACACCUGCCCACAGCCAGUCAGUGGAUGGCCAAGAAGAGGAUGCGGGAGGAGACGAGGAAGAGACGGGACAAUGUAGUAAAGUGCUGAAGGAAUCUUCCCCUGCUUCAGAAAAUCCUGACCAGGAAGUGAUUGUUGAGGCACUCAAGUCCAUCUGCAACAUCCUGCUGCACAAUGAGACAGGACAGAUGGUAGCAGCAGAUCUGCAGCUGAUUAAAGGUGUGGCAGAGAGAUUGAAACAGUGUCAUGAUCCUACUUGGAACUAUGAGGUACGUUUCUUUGACUUGCGCCUAACCUUCCUGCUGACUGCCCUAAGAGUGGAUGUCAGGGCACAGCUGGCUCAGGAGCUUCAUGGUGUCAGCCUUCUAGGAAACCACUUGGAAGCCACACUGGGUCUAUGCUGCUCAGGGACCCUGGAGACAGCAAGAGCGGGUUUUGAAGGCAUCCCGACUGAAGAGCUGCCCCCACUGAGCCGGCAGCAGACAGAACUAGCUAUGGAGAUACUGAAAAUACUAUUCAACAUCACGUUUGACAUAAACAGACGCAAAGUUGAUGAGGAAGAGGCAGCUGUGUACAGACAUUUGGGAGCCAUACUGAGGCACUGUCUAAUGAGCCAUGCUGAUGGAGAGGAGCGGACUGAAGAGUUUCACAGCCAUACUGUGAAUUUACUAGGUAACCUCCCUCUGCCUUGUUUGGAUGUAUUAUUGAUGCCCAAGGUGCAGCAAGGUUCCAUUGAAUAUAUGGGUGUCAACAUGGAUGCUGUGAACAUGCUGCUAAAAUUCAUGGAGAAAAGACUUGACCGGGGUCAUAAGCUGAAGGAGACCCUUCUUCCAUCACUGAACUUGUUGACCGAGAGUGCCCGUAUCCACAGAGAGACCAGGAAGUUCCUCAGGUCAAAAGUGCUGCCACCACUACGUGAUGUGAAAAACAGGCCAGAGGUGGGCAGCACGCUGAGGAAUAAAAUGGUCCGCCUUAUGACCCACAUUGACACUGACGUCAAGGACUGUGCGGCUGAAUUCCUCUUUGUUCUCUGCAAAGAAAGUGUUUCAAGGUUCAUUAAGUAUACUGGAUACGGUAAUGCUGCAGGCCUGCUGGCUGCCAGAGGACUGCUUAGAGGAGGUAAAGACCCUGGAAUCUACUCCGAGGAUGAGGACUCUGAGACAGAAGAGUACAGAGAGGCCAAAGCCCAAAUAAACCCAAUAACAGGAGUUGUAGAAGAGGAGCAGCCCAAUCCCAUGGAAGGAAUGACAGAAGAGCAAAAGGAAUAUGAAGCCAUGAAAUUGGUCCACAUGUUUGACAAACUGUCAAGAAACCGUUUAAUACAGCCCAUGCAGCUCGGUAUGGAUGGGACAAUGACAGAGAUGACUACAGAGGAUCUCCAUAAACUGGCCAGCAAGCCAUUGCUCCAGUCAGAAGACCCUCCUAAUUUAGACAGUGAGGAUGAAAACUGAAGAAGGAAACAAAUUCCAUCCAUGACAAUCCUAAAAAAAUCUGUGUCACUAUUUAAGCGAUUCAUAUAUCAUAAGUAUAAUUUUGUUGCAUUUUACCCAUUUUAAUUGGAGAGGAAAGAAAAUGUUAAUUUGUUUAGUAAAUGUCAAAAACACAGCUUGGCAUAACUGGUACACAAGAAGCCACUUAAAUGAUCAUAAACUCAACUACAGAAUUCAGAUAAUUUUACAAGGAUUAUUAUUUUAAUAGGAAGUUUAUAGUUUUUUCAUCCAAGAUAUUUAUGUUCAAUAAAAUAUAAAAAUGUAAUUACUAGGUUGUGUUAUGAAGCACUUAACUGGCAACAAGUGGAAGAGAAAAUUCCUUAAACACUUAUAUAAGGGAAAGAUGUCAGGGGACAGUAGCUAGCCAGCAUCAGAUGGUAGUUUGUAGUAUGGCUUUGGGCAUGAUCAACAGGAAGUGAGUGAAGUCAGGGGAGAGGUUUAGGUGGUGGAAGCUGAAGAAGGAAGAAUGAUGUGCAGUGUUCAAGGCUGAGUUGAUACAGGUGGUAGGGAGUGUUGCUAGUUGACUGGGAAAGCACAGCUGUAGUGGUGAGGGAAACUGGCAGAAGGGUAUUUGGAGAGAUUGAGUUAGAAAAGAUAUGCAGCAGGUUUGGGUGAGUAAGGAUAGUGAUGGAAAUGUAAUGAAGAGAAUGUGUUCAGGAAGGAGAAGCUCAUCAAUGAAGAAAAUGAGAGACAAAGGACUGAAGUCAGUUGGUGAAUCAGGAAGUGUAAAGGAUUAGAAAGGAGGAAGGAAAGGGCAGCUAUGAAGAGGAUGAAGCAUAGAAAGGCAGAUGGUCCAGAUAACAUACCUGUGGAGGUUUGGAGAUGUCAGGGAGAGAGGGCAGUGGACUGUUUAACACAAUCCUGGAUAGUGGUAGGAUGCCUGAGGGAUGGACAAGUAGCAUACAAGUCCUGAUUCCAAUAACAAGAGUAAUGUGCAGAGCUGUCCUAAGUACAGAUUGGUAAAGUUGAUGCCACCAUACCAUGAAAAUAUGGAAAAGAGUUGUUGAAGCUAGGCUGAGAGGAGAUGUGGCAGCAAGGACCAGUACAGCUUCAUACAGAGAGCACUACAGAUGCAAUAUUUUAUUUCUUUAGAGUUUUAAUGGAGAAGUAUAGAGCAGGUAAGAUGGAGCUGCACUGUGUGUUUGUGGAUCUGAAGAAAGCAUAAGACGCAGUGUGAAGAGGCACACAGGAGUGGUAGGGAAGGUGUGCAGUAUUAGUGUAAGAUGGGUUCAAGGUGGGGAUUGCAUUAGGGAUCUACAGUCCACAGAGGCCAGGCAGCAGUCUCUGUGGACUAUGACAUUAUGAGAGAACGGAGAGCAGAUGGAAGAUAACCUGGAGAGGUGGAGGUAUGCUCUGGAGAGGAGAAUGAGUGAGAGAGAGAGAGAGAGAGUGAGAGAUUGUGAGGGAGACAAGUGAUCCUGCAAGGAGCAGAGGUACGAUAGGUAAAUGAGUUUAAGUAAUUGGGAUAAACACCCCACAGUGUAUGAGAGGUGAAGAAGAGAGUCAAGGCAGGGUGGAGUGAGUGGAAAUGAGUGUCAGGGGUGAUUUGUGAGAGACACAUGGCAGCAAGAGAGCAAGGUUUAGACGGUAAGGAGACCUCUUAUGAUAUAUGACUUGUAGAGGGUGGCACCUACUUAAAAAAAGCAGGAUGUGCAGCUGUUGGGUUUUUCAUUAUCAGUGACCAGCAUGGACAAGAUCAGAAAAGAAGACAUCAGAGGGACAGCUUAGGUUGAGCUUUUGGAAACAAAGUAGGCUGAGAUGGUGUCAGAGAUGUUAAGGAGGAGAGUAGAUAUAUUGGACAAAGGAUGUAUAAUAUGCUGCUGCCAGGCAGGAGGAAAAGACAGAGAGGAGAAUCAUGGAUGUAGUGAGGGAGGACAUGCAGAAGGUUGGUGUGACAGAGGAGGAUACUAAGUGAGAAGGAGGCAGAUGGCGACUGUGACGACGUCAAAGUAGAGGAGCAGAGAAAAAGAAGAAAUAUGUGGGAAGGAUAUGAAAUGAGGAAUGAUUGGAUUCAAGUUAUAUGUAGGUUUUGCUGUUUUAUGUUUUUUAGGGAUCAAAUUUUUUUAGGAUACAAUAUUUAUCUUAGUCGGCUCCUAAAUAUCAAAGAAUGAUCUUCCUAUAUCUGGGUUCCACAUUGUGACUGUUGUUUACAGGGCACAGGGUAAUUAUUUUUUGAGUAGGCCUUUCUUACAGGACACGACAUACUAUCUGCAGUCUCAUUCCCAUCCACUGCUGACUUUCCCUGAGCCUGGCUCUGCUAGAACCUCUACAUGUACAAAGGGUCCGUGAUUUGUUGUAAUUGAUUUGUUGACGUUGUGAGGUCUCCUAAAAGUGCAAAGAAUUUGAUAUAAACUCAAAAGUAUCACAUAUUUUCCAGAACCUCCAUCCCAGUUAGUGCUACUCAUGACAAUCAAGAGACCUGUUGCAGAAAAACUGUCUUCAUAAUUAAAACUAGUCUCUCUUAUUUGAAGUUGAACAUUGUAGGAGAAUUUUACAGAACGCUCUUGCUCUUUGUGAGGACACGAUGUAUCAGUUUUUUCUUUAGAGCAGUAGAAUAGCAAUGUAUGAAAGUAAAAGAGCAGCUGUUCAAUUUUUGAUGGUGGACUCAGCUAUAUUUUUGAAAAAAUCUGAAUGACUUUUAGAUGCCCAUUCUUUUUAAUAAUGUCCUCCAGAUAUUUUAUUUUUAGACUUGAAAUGAACUGCAGACAUCAUCCUAUCAAUUAAAGGCGAAAUAUUCUAAUGCAGAGUGUAGUCUGAAACACUAUAUGUAUACUCCUUUCUAUUGUUCUUGUUUAGUUGAUAAUUUUAUCGUGGACUGCAAACUACAUUAAAUGUGUUUAAA